This is a messenger RNA of Lentinula edodes (shiitake mushroom), 4119 nucleotides long. RefSeq lists its product as uncharacterized. Gene Ontology annotation, biological process: detection of visible light; phosphorelay signal transduction system; regulation of DNA-templated transcription. The record is from RefSeq and is a predicted model, not a curated record. The transcript is spliced from 18 exons. Gene Ontology annotation, molecular function: phosphorelay sensor kinase activity; protein binding. Lineage: Eukaryota; Fungi; Basidiomycota; Agaricomycetes; Agaricales; Omphalotaceae. The coding region runs from base 1 to 4119 and encodes 1372 amino acids.
AUGAGCGACUCUUUGCUUCCGAACGUCACGACAACUGGUCCACAAUUGAAUCCGUCUGAACGUGGAAUAGUGCAUUUAUCUCCGAUCCCUUCAUCAUCAAACGGAAACUCCACGAAAAGGUUUGAUCGGUCUAGUACAAAGCCCAUAUCACGCCAAUACGGUUCGAACUCUUCGGGGUCAAGUAGUAAUGCAUCAUCCAGCCUCUCCAACUACUACACUCCUGAGGAAAUUUCUUCAGGAGAUGACUCCCAAUUCUCAUCCCAGAAAUCAGGAUCGACAAGUUCUUCGAGUAGAAAUGGAGGACUUUCGCGUUCUGAUGAUGUUUCUGUAUAUUCCCAAGCCUCUGAACCACGCGUUUCUGUGCGAUUCCAGCAUAUACAAGAUGCACAUGGGCAUCAUAUAGUCACAGGGCGCGAAGGGAAACUGACCCGAUGUGAGGAUGAGCCUAUCCGUGCCCCUGGCGCUGUCCAAGGUUUUGGUGUGCUUAUUGUUUUGGAAGAGGAGGGAGAGGCUUUAGUUGUGCGUCAGGUUUCGGAGAACGCUUCAGAACUUCUCGGUCUUCCUCCUCGUUAUCUUUUCAAGCUAGAGUGCUUUACCGAUGUCCUUCCUGAAUCCCAAGCUUCUUUACUUUGGGACAAUAUUCAGUUUUUAUCCGAGUCUGCCAAUUCUACAAAUACCACUAGAGAUGAAGAGCUAGAACGAGAUUCACCUGAUAUAUUCUUGCUGUCUGGAUAUGGGGCUCCAGGGACCGCAAUUUCAAGUCUCCCGGUGUCUGUUGAUCCCUACGACCCGUGGGGUGUUCAUGUAGGAAAGCGACGCUGGACGUGCUGGUGUGCUAUUCACCGCCCACAACCUAGUCCAUAUCUUUCCAACACUCAAUCGAAAGCACAAAAGCCGCUAAUUGUCAUGGAAUUUGAAUUAGAGAGUGAUUUCUUCAACCCGUUAUAUCCGCGAUCUUCAUCCAACCCAGCAUCAACCACAUCCGCGCCUUCGGGGUCUGAUUCUCCAGACAUCACUACUGUCACAAAUACCUCUACCUUACCACAAUCUCCUCUUGAGGAAACCGAUCCACUUGGACCUCUACAACCUCGUUCUGGUCAUCCUCCUGUACAUGGUUUAGUUGGCGACUAUAGUUGGACCCCGAACACAGAAGAUAUCAUAGAGAGUACCACGACGCGAUCGAAGCCCCUUCUAGCUCUAGAAAGAUUGCGGCGACUGUCGCAAAUGCCUGGUGCAUCAGAUAACACCUUGCCCAAUACUUCAUCUUGCUCCACUCCUGGAUUCAAUGCGAAGACUCGUCGACCGCUUCGCCCGAGUCGUGAUGCUAAUGGUAAAAUACAAAGAGUUGCCCCGGGUGCUCCCAAUGGGGGCGUGAGCAUGAUGGAUGUUUUCGCUGUAAUGGCCCAGAUUAAUGAACAGCUAGGGGAUGCCCCGGACCUUGAUACUUUCUUGAAGGUGACUGUCGGUGUCAUCAAGGAUUUGACACAAUUCCACCGUGUCUUAGUAUAUCAAUUUGACGAGGUGUGGAAUGGGCAGGUUGUAGCGGAGCUUGUAGAUUGGAGUAUGACGCACGAUUUGUACAAGGGGUUGCAUUUUCCUGCUGGUGAUAUACCGGCUCAGGCGAGAGAGCUGUACAAGAUUAACAAAGUCCGCAUUCUUUACGACCGUGAUCAGCCGACAGCCCGUAUCGUCGUUCGUGACAAAGAAGAUUUGGAGCAACCUUUGAACAUGACCCAUUGCUAUCUGCGUGCCAUGAGCCCUUUACAUGUUAAAUGCCAGUACGACCUCGGCAAUAUGGGUGUUAGAGCUUCGAUGUCGGUGUCAAUAAUGGCUUUUGGCUCCCUUUGGGGCUUGGUAGCCUGUCACUCGUAUGGUACGCAUGGCAUGCGCGUUUCUUUUCCGGUCCGACAGAUGUUACGGCUUCUCAGCCAGUCUAUAUCUCGAAACAUCGAGAGGUUAAGCUAUGCGCAAAGGCUUCACACGCGAAAGCUGAUUAACACUAUACCCUCCGAAAACCAUCCGACUGGAUAUAUCGUAUCUAACGCGGACGACCUACUUGGCUUAUUCGACGCUGACUAUGGCAUCCUGGUCAUUGGUGACGGAGCGAAGAUCCUCGGACCUAAUCAACAUGGUCAAGAAAUUCUUAUCAUGGCCGAGUAUCUUCGGUUGAAGCAAUUCGACACCAUUCAAGUUUCGCAAGCCGUCACGAAAGAUUUUCCUGACCUCAAUCUUUCCACGGGUCUCGAAGUAAUCGCAGGUUUACUUUGUGUUCCUCUCUCCAGUGGAGGAAAGGACUUCAUUGCUUUUCUACGCAAGGGCCAACCGCGCGAUGUCCAUUGGGCAGGAAAACCAUAUAAGGCUGACAAUAGCGCAACUGCUUCACUCGAACCACGCAAGUCUUUUAGAAUUUGGUCUGAGACUGUGGCUGGAAGAUGCAGAGCGUGGACAGAUGAGCAACUUGAAACAGCUGGAGUGUUAGCUUUGGUGUACGGGAAGUUCAUCGAAGUUUGGCGGCAAAAAGAAAGUGCUUUGCAGACAACGAAAUUGACGAAUUUGUUGUUAUCAAAUGCUAGCCAUGAAGUUCGGACACCAUUAAACCAUAUAAUCAACUAUCUGGAAAUGGCCCUCAAUGGACCUCUCGACUUCGAGACUCGUGACAAUCUCAGUCGUUCGCAUGCAGCAUCCAAGAACCUUCUCUUUACCAUCAACGAUCUCUUGGACCUCACCCGUCUAGAGAGCGGUAACGAAAUGUCUAAUAACGAGCCAUUUAAUCUUGCGGAAAACAUACAAGAUGCUAUUUCCAUCUAUAGGAGCGAAGCGAAUCGGCGCCACAUCAACUUCGAGGUGGACGUGGAUCAAUGUCCUAGUUUUGUUAUUGGAGAUCGCAAGAAAAUCCGAACUGUUGUCCAAAAUCUAACGGCUAACGCUUUGAAAUACACCAUGGAAGGUAAAAUAGCUGUACGCUGUGUACCUUUUGGGGAACCCGAGGGUCUACGUGAACCGACGUCCACUGCAAUGGAAAUUGUGGUAGCUGACACUGGAUGCGGUAUACCUCCUACCAAACUCGAAAGUAUAUUCCGCGAAAUAGAGCAGGUUGAGUCAUCUGAGCCUAAGACCAGCGCAGAACCAGGCGUAGGACUCGGACUUGCAGUCGUUGCCAGGAUCGUAGAACAGUUGGGAGGUCAGCUCCGCGUGGAAUCAAAGGUUGGGGAAGGAAGCCAAUUCUCUUUCCUCCUUCCGUUAUCGUUAAUGGUCCCAUCAGAGACCUCUACCUCGCCCGCUCACAGUCGCAGUAAUUCAUCCUUGGGGUCUUUGCAGGCCAAAUCGACCAGCGAGGUUGACUUCAUUGUCGAGGCACUGGCCAAUUCUUCGCAACGAUCGUCGUCCGCUCACUCCAUUGACGAAUCCCGACCCCCCCGUAAAACAACAACAGGAUUAUUCCCUGUUGCUGACUCUCAGUACCCUGUCCGCCCAAUCAAAGUCCCCGAAAUAGAUACACAAACGCCUUUGACGCAUCAGACCUCCCAACCGAGCCCAAAGUCAUCAAAUCCAGCUAUCCAGCCUCCAUUGAAUUCAACCUCCGAGACGAAACCAAUCGAACUCAUUCUCUGUACAAAGGAUAACGAUAUUAAUCGACUCUUGCUGGCCAAGCGACUGCGCAUGGACGGUCAUGUUGUAGUCAAUACUACGAAUGGCCAAGAAGGACUUGAUAAAGUUAUGUCUGACCGCAACUUUGACUGCGUCCUUAUGGACAUCAAUAUGCCGAUCUUGAAUGGCCUCGAGGCCUCAGAAAGAAUUCGUGAAUUCGAAAAGGCGUUUCCCUCGUCCGAUGUUCAGCGACUCUCUCUGAAGUUGAAUGGUCGUAUACCAAUUUUCGCUGUUUCGGCCUCUCUGUACGAGCAUCAAAGGUCCAAGCUUUCCGAUGCGGGUAUGGAUGGAUGGAUUUUGAAGCCGAUUGACUUCAAACGACUUGCUACUAUUCUUAAAGGUGUAACGGAUCUUGCACAACGAGAACGAGAUCGUUAUACCCCCGGUGGUAAUUGGGAGGUUGGAGGUUGGCUGGCUAUGUCACCCACGCCAUCAGAUGCACCCAUUGAGGGCAUACCGAGACCAGCAUGA